This is a messenger RNA of Rubroshorea leprosula, 447 nucleotides long. Lineage: Eukaryota; Viridiplantae; Streptophyta; Magnoliopsida; Malvales; Dipterocarpaceae. The record is from the annotation of a GenBank genome assembly.
GCUUGCUAGGUCAACGGAUAUGGCGCAAUUCUUCAAUGGAGGAUUGGCCGAGGAUCAAAUCUCUGUCUGCAUACAUUGGAAGUUUGCUUGAUGCCAUUAGGAAUGGAUCGGAUGUAAGAGGUUAUUUCACAUGGUCUUUCUUGGAUGUACUUGAGAUGCUGGAUGGCUAUCAAUCAGGAUACGGCCUCUACUAUGUAGAUUUGGAUGAUCCGGAUUUGCGAAGGUACCCUAAGCUCUCUGCUAAUUGGUACUCCCAGUUUCUGAAGGGAAAAACCAUGAACUCUAAUGGAACUUUUGAGCAGGAGGUUUUAUGGUUUGCUUCCUAAUUUGUACUUGUUAGAUACAGAAAAAGAGAAAUAUUUGAAGAAAGAUUUAUUACUUUCUUGAAUAAUACUGUACGUACAAUGAUUGUGUUAAUAUAGGUGUUUAUAAAAAGAAUAUUCUAAG